GCCGUGCUACAUUGAAUGGAAAAAGAAAGUUAAACGAUUUGGAAUAAUGUCUAAACGCAAAUAAUAUGAUUACUGUCUACUUUUGAUAUCAUGUGAUAUAAAACAACUGUUUCUUAAAGUCUAAAAUGGGAAUUGUAAGUUCCAUAGCAGUAGGUGGGAAUGAUAAAUGUCUAAACGAACUACUAUUGGAUGACAUUAUAGACGAAGUUGAGGGUAUAUCGGGACUGUUACUAGUUGUUGCCCAUAGCAUUAAACAGCACAAGCAGCUAGGAAAUACAACCGACAGUGUUGCCGCUAAAAACGUGCUAGAGGAAUUGUUAAGGAAUGCGUUUGACAAACUCACUUGUUACUACACAAUUGAUGUCUACACGACAUGUCAAGAGUUGAGUGACAAAAAGUCCCCUCUCUUGGACAGUUCAAACACCACUGAGGAAGAAAGUCAUAUUCCGGCGAAAAUCGGUCAGAUACCAUUACCAAAAGUUUGCUUGAAACACUGAAGCAGGUUAAAAACAUACCUGCUGUAGAUAUUAAACAUUUACGAAAACAGGUGGAGAAAUAUUCCACGGGCCAUUCAAAAGGCAAUUCCAGUCAAACGCCAUUGUCGAGAGAAAACAGCAAGACUAAUUCUGAUGAACAACAAAACCUUCGCUCUGAGAGAGGAAAAGAUCAUGAUGAAAAGAAGAACCAUGAAGUCGGAAAAGACCAAGACACUUCUACAGAGACAGACAAUACUAGAAAGCGUCCGGUAAGAGACAAAUAUGGCAAUUAUUUAGAAACAGAUGAAACAAAAAACAUUACGGUCGGAAACUGUUACGAUUUAACGCAUGCAGAUGUUGGUGACAUAAAAACAACCCCGAAGAAAAAAGAAAAGACAAGGGAAAUUGGACGUUUACAGCUUGACAUACAAAAGCUGAAAAUUGAUAUCGACGUUUUGAAAAAAAGAAAAUAAUGGGCUUAAGAUGGAUUUAAAGCGAAUUAGCGAAAAUAACACUCACGACGUCGUCCAACUAAACACGCAAAUCAAAACAAAGCAAAAUGAGAUUCAGAGUCUUAAGGAAGAAAAUGCAAGUCUUGUGUUGAGAUUGAGAAAACUUGCUGGAGAAAAGCUGACACAGGAUAAUCCAAACAUAAUGGAACUAAGUGACCCGAACCGUCCAACUAAACUGGGAGAGAUAUACAGCGAGUUGUACGAUAAUCAAUGGACAGAUGCAUUUGAAGGCCUUACUCAAUCCGGAUACCAGGAGGCGGAGGCCAUUAGAGCCUUGAACAUCACAUUGAAGCAUGCAUACAAGUUUUGUGCGAAGAAAGCAAGUGAGAUGUUGACGAAGACUGAAGAUGUCGCAAUGCAAAUCUUUGAGGCAUACACGGAGUCUCGGAUAAGUGUUUGGCAGUCAAUGGAGUUACCUAGUGUGCGUGAUGAACAAUUCAUAGAGAGACAUUGGAAGCCUAAACAACGUCAUGUAGGUGAUCGUACCGGUGAACGACGAGCACCAAAUAGAGAUAAGGUGGUAGUAAAGCCUGCGAAGAUAGAGAGUGAACUGGUAAAAUUACUGAAGGAGGUUUCCUUGUCCAUAGUCCCAGUUGUGCAACAGUCUUACUUAAGGGGUAAGUGGGACGAAACAUGCAUCGAACCGCUAGAGCCUUUUAUCAAGAAAUGUUUGUUCCUGUGUUGGAUGAUGGUCGUCCAAAGUCCUCCGAUGGUUUUCGACAAGAACACCGAAGAAGGAACCAAGCUUGAGAGCGCAUUAUACAAGCAGUACACACAAACUGGUGACGUAUUGGAGUAUGUGGUCUGGCCUGCGCUUUUUCUGCAUGAGGACGGUCCUAUAGUUUGUAAAGGCGUUGCGCGACCAAAAAAGGCAAAGGAAUAGUCAAGAACAUGUUUAGCGUUUGUCUGAACUGUGCAUUUGUUAUUCAUUCAUUCUAAUUAUGCAUAUCAGCAUAUAAUCAAGGUGGUAAAAGACAAUUUGAACCUUUUAGCAUUUUUAAAUCAUUGAAAUAGUUUUUACAAAGGACAUUUUCCAUUAAAUGACAUUUGUAUAUCAUAUAUCACGAGGUGCUGGCAAUACACAACAUGUUUGUAAUGUAGUGUCAUUUUCACAUGAGCCAAUUACUUUGCACUCAGCAUUUGCUUUGUUUUACAUAUUUGACCAUAAUCUGUAGUUUAGGGAGAUAUUUUCAUUACCAUUGUAUUGGCAUGGAAUGCGUGUUUUUUUUAUUUUAUGUUUUGUAUUGAGAAUAGAAUGUCGGUAAAAUUGAGUGAUUUAUUGCAAAACUGUUCGAUGCCUAUAUCAAAACCUAUAGCACACAAUAUGCUGCUUCGAGCAGUGUUGUUCAAUGCAUGGUAUAGAUGCCUUAUUUCCCUUAUAAUUAUAAAUACGAGUACAUCUGCUGUAUGUGCAUUUUCUUAGUAGAAUAUCACCUGUUUACUGAUAAACUGACAACACUAGUCUGGUUAAGUGUGAUAAUCUACUAAGCAAAGGUGUAUACAGCACAUGUACUCGUGUUUAUAAUUAUAAGGGCCAGGUAACCCAUCUCCUGUCAUUUGUCUUGUCUGUAUAUAGUUUUCUUGUUUGAAUGUUAAUUUGAAUUCUUUUUAUGUGAUUCUGCCAUAUUUGGGUGCCUUAGAAAUAAUAACAUUAAUAAGUGUAUUUGAAAAAUCAUUUUCCUACCUUGCUUUGAAAAGGAAUCGGUCUAAAUUUAGGUAAUUCAGCAGUGGUUCAGUCCACUUAAAGCUAUGAUUUGAAUGGUUAAAUCCAAUAAUUAAAGGCCUUUGUUUGAAAACAUUUCUUGUAAUUGCUCUUUAGUACAUAAUUAAUGCUUGUGUUUGAAUUCUUGGAUGAUAUUUUGAUCAUGUUUGUAAGACAUGAUGAGUCUUUAGUGCUGUUAAAUUUAAUUUGUGCUUUAUAAAUUGAAAUGGGCCAUAGUCCCCAUUGGAUAAUUCCAUUGAGGCGUUUAUUCUCAUUCUAGUGUCAAGGUCAGACAGAUAUUUUAAUUAUUAUACAGUGAAUGUUUUAUUACAGUCACUGGAAAAUCAUGAUUUAAGUUAUGAAUUUUGCAAUGUCUUAAAGGCUUUAUAAUUGAGUUGAUUUGGACAGGUGUUUUGUCUGGAAACAUUUUUUUAAAAAUCCAAGGCAUUUUUUUUGUACCAAUCAGGUAAAACAAUUUAUUAACUUCUUGACCUUUUGAUCACUUUCUGAGAUAAAUCAUGUAUAAAAUAUAGUGGCUUGUAUAUCUUUAUUAAGGGCAAGCAUUUUAGCCAUUCAAGUGUAAGCAACUCUUUCACCCCUAAUCAAUUCUAAGUAUAUAAUGCUCUGCAACUCUGUAAGCAGCACUCUGCUGAAGAUUUUCAACAUGGUAACAUCUUUAAAGAAGCUUAGAAGAUUAUCAAACAUUUUUCACCGUAAGAGUGCAGCAAUUCAAUAUUUAUUAUUUUUUAUAACAACUUAAAGAGCUAUGAAGAUAACAAACAUAUUGACUUCUGCCACGAAAGAUUUAUAUCUUACAAAGAGUCUAGCUAAUUUAUCAGCAUUUUGGGGGUCUAUGAGGGAUUCACCAGGAAGUCCUGUUGACCCACUCGGUUGAUGAUGGUCUCAGUUCAAUUUCAAUGCCGCUAUUCGCAUUUACAAUUCAUGUAGGAUCUAAAACAGCUUUAGCAUGUGGAAAUUUGGACUGGCCCUGCUCAAUCUCAUUUUGAACUUUAUUAUUUUGACUGCUUUUCUGAUUUCAUUUGCUUUAAUUAAUAUUCAGUCAUACAUUCCUCAGAAAUGACUUGCCCUUUAUUUGUUUCUUCACCGUAAUAACACACCGCCUUUUGGAGUUAGUUUUGUUUAUCUGCAUUGCGCACCCGCAUUUUUCCAUAUAUUUAUCUGUAAACCUCUAUAAUAUUUCGGAA
Molecule: messenger RNA, 3895 nt
Organism: Mya arenaria
Lineage: Eukaryota; Metazoa; Mollusca; Bivalvia; Myida; Myidae
Exons: 8
Coding region: 960-1871 (303 amino acids)
Source: RefSeq, a predicted model, not a curated record